Molecule: messenger RNA, 1296 nt
Organism: Oikopleura dioica
Lineage: Eukaryota; Metazoa; Chordata; Appendicularia; Copelata; Oikopleuridae
Source: the annotation of a GenBank genome assembly
AUGACAACUACCACUACAACCACAACAACAACAACGACGACGACGACGACGACUACUACAACUACUACAACAACAACUACUUCUACAUCAUCUAUUUCCACUCCUCCUCCUCCAGUGGAGCGAAUCAUCUCCCACUGGGACAAGUGCAGCGCCCGAUGCGGCGGGGGCCAUCAAAUCGGCCAUCCCCAUCCCUGCCUCGCAAAUUACACCACGUCAGAAAUCGCCGAGGACUGCAAGAAUUUGAAGCUGGUCGAAGUGUGCAACGACUUCCCGUGCGAAGAGCGCUGCCAAGACGAUUACUUCGACUUGGUCAUUUUCGUGCAUCAGUCAAAAACGGGAGACGAAGGCGUGGACAACUUGAAGAACUUCUUUUUCUGGCUGGAGCAGCUUUUGCUCAGCUUUGAAAGCGGCGACGAAAUGGGCCCGGACGCGUUUCAAGUCUCGCUGAUCAUUUACGGCGCGAGCAGCGAGACGAUCAUUCCUCUCAAUCCAGUCCAAAAAAGCAGAACAGAACUCAUCGACUUUUUAUGGGACCAGCUGCGAAAGCGAGGCCCAGACUGGACCGACUACUUCGACGAAGAAGUCACCAGCCAGCACAAUUUAACCAGAGCUUUGGAUGAUCUAUCGAACUUGCUGGAAACAGACCAGUUGCAAGGACGUCGUCAAAUCGGAGUGCCACUGAUUGUGGGAAUUGUCUCGGACGAGAUGGCUUAUCCUGCUGGAGAGAGGGCGGAGCUCAAACGCGUCGGGCUGAGGCUCAAGCAAGCGGGCGCGCGAAUGCUUUUUGGCGUCGGAAUCAGGCACAGCGAGGCGCAUAAAUGGGAGCUACGUGCAACCCGGAAAUCCUGGACGGCUCUGGUUACCAGAGACGUUUCCAAGCAUCCAGAUGAUGUGACCCAGAAACAUGUUUAUAUGCUGCAGACUUGGGAGUCACUGGCAAACUUGGGCGGCUCGUGGCACUCGAUCGCUGAGCGAAUCUGCAUGGAGGACGAAUUCAACGAUUUGUGCGACGAAAAUGAGUACGUCCACAGCUGCGGCGGCGAGGACAGAAUUUGCAACACGAUAAAGACAGGGAUCGAAUGCUCCUGCUUGGAACAUGAAGAUGAAAUUUUCGAGCUUCAAAGCGGCGGUUUUUUUGCGAUCCCCAGCGCCUGUCGAAAUCACAGUGACAUUGAUGAGAUUCCUUUUGGCUUGGAAAAUUCUGUUCCGCUGCGGCUUAAAUCCGCCAGCGACGGGAGAAGACGACGCAAGAGGAACAAGAAAAAUAGAAAACGAAAAACUCGGCGAUUAAACUAA